Molecule: messenger RNA, 736 nt
Organism: Chionomys nivalis (European snow vole)
Lineage: Eukaryota; Metazoa; Chordata; Mammalia; Rodentia; Cricetidae
Gene: Ube2u
Product: ubiquitin conjugating enzyme E2 U
Exons: 8
Coding region: 53-736 (227 amino acids)
Source: RefSeq, a predicted model, not a curated record
AGAGUAAACCGGAUAGUUCAGGGACAGGUGGCAGUCCCUCCGCUGCCUCAGCAUGUACUCCAGAGCUUACAUCUUGCUGGAAAGAGAGUUCAAGGAGUUACAGCACAAGAGAAAUGAGGGAAUCAUUGCUUUUCCUACAAGAGAAGACAUGAUGAGCUGGGAAGCUCAGAUUGAAGGGCUUCAGAAUUCCAUCUGGGAAGGAUUUCUUUUUCACUUGACAAUAGAUUUUACACCAGAGUACAACCUUGUUCCUCCAGUUGUGAAAUUUCUAACAAUUCCUUUCCAUCCAAAUGUAGACCCACAUACCGGUCAUCCCAGUAUACACUUUUUGGACAACCAGGACAGCUGGAACACAAAUUACACAAUACGCAGCAUCUUACAUGCUAUACAGAGGCUACUUUCUAAUCCUGUCCUAGAAAACCCAGUGAAUUUGGAAGCAGCCAAGCUGUUGGUUAAAGAUGAGUCUAUGUACAGAGUAGUAGUUCAGAAACUUUUCAAGCCAGCACCGCCAGUAAAGGAGGGCGACCUAGAGCUUUCUGAAAAGCCACAAGGGUCUAUCAGAGUAAUUAAGAAAAUCUCAUUUAAUGAUUACUACAAGACAUGGUCUACGAUAGCCACAUCACAAACAGCAGAACACUCCAGAAAUCCAUUUGUUGGAGAUCCAAAAUUCAUGGGUCAGUACUACAAAUGGAAGCAACAAAACCGACAGCAUCAUAAACAAUGGAAGCUGAAGUAA